AUGCGCGCCGUCGUGACCGUCGAUCCAUCGCUUCGCCCGUCGUCCUCGUCCGCGAACGACGUCCUGCGGCGACCCGCGCGGCGCUCUGUCGCCCUCCGAACCAGAGCGCGCGUCGAGGGGACGACGGAGAAGACGCCGACGGCGCAGAGCGCUCACUCCAGGCGGGACGUGUUACGUGUCGUGUUCGUCGCCAGUUCGCUCGCCUCCGCGCCCGCGCGCGCGGUCGUGGACGCGGGUGAUUGGUCUUCUCCGGGAUUGCGCUCGGAUGGGCCGCCGGCGAAGUACGAGCGACGACCGAGCGGGUUGGUGUUCGAGGAAGUGAACGAGGGCGCGGGCGAGGAGGCGAGAGCGGGCGACGUAGCGGUGUUCGAGUACGUCGUGCGCAGGGCGAACGGAUACUUCAUCUACGCCACUAUCGAUUGCGGGAUCGGGUGCGGGAAGGGUGAUCCGGUUGAGUUCGAGCUCGGGCCGAAUGGGCGACUCAUACCCGGGUUGGAUGAGUUACUGACCGGGAUGAAACCGGGCGGGAAGCGACGGGCGUUAAUUAAACCAGAGAUCGCGUACGGGGGCGCGUACAAGUCGUACGAACCUCAACCUCCGGAAUACGGCCAAAAGAGGCAACUCGAGAGACUUUCAGCGAGCAAUGAACCUGUCAUAUUCGAGGUGAAGCUCGUGAAGACGCGUCAAAAGCGUCGAUGA
This is a messenger RNA of Ostreococcus tauri, 699 nucleotides long. RefSeq names its product Peptidyl-prolyl cis-trans isomerase,FKBP-type,domain. The record is from RefSeq and is a predicted model, not a curated record. Gene Ontology annotation, molecular function: peptidyl-prolyl cis-trans isomerase activity. The transcript has a single exon. Bases 1 to 699 code for a protein of 232 amino acids. Lineage: Eukaryota; Viridiplantae; Chlorophyta; Mamiellophyceae; Mamiellales; Bathycoccaceae.